UUCGCGCUGUGUUUCUCUGCUGCUGCCGCUGCUCUCCCUCCGAAUCGGCCCGAGAAGGGGCAGCGUAAAUAGCCAAUGUUUUGACCGAAGGAGUUGGAGCAAGGGAAGCAACAACUGCUUGCAAAAGGCAGGGGCUGCUUGCCACUGACAGCACAGCCCACCAGGCACCGAGCCGUGCAUGGGGGAGACUUGGUGACGGUGACAGUUCGGAGGAAGGAGAAACGUGCCUGGCCCCACAUAAGGAUCUUUAAAUCCAGGAGCGGGGGAGGGAGGCUGGCAGCCACAACCGAGCUGGGCAUCAUGUCAGACACCCGGUGGCGAUGUGUUGAGAGGAACUUUUUACUAUGGUGAGGAGGACGCAGUAAGGACAUGGGAAAUUUGCUCCACUGAUCUCCGGCAGGAUUUGGGGCAGUGGCUCUGUCGGUCCGAGCUGUCAGGGAUUGCGCUCUGAGAAGGUUUGUCAUGUUUGGUGCCAUUAUAUUCAUGGGAGAAUGGGCUUUCAAAUGAGACCCAACUUUACCCAUUUCUGACAACAUUGUAUGAUCAACAUUUCCACCAACCGAAGGACCUGGAGCUGGGAGCCGAGUGGCAGCAAGUCCCCCCCUGCCAUGCCAUAGAGGGUGGCCCCAGUGAAAUUGGAGCAGAUUCUUCCUUUAAGAGAAAACCCCUACUGCUCAUGCCAUGAAGGAGGAGAAUUUUCUUCGUCGCAGGUUCUCUCUCUGUCCUGCUUCUUCCACCCCUCAGAAAAUUGACCCUCGCAAGCUGACACGGAAUCUGUUCUUCGGGGCUGAUAAUGAGAUCUACCCACUCAGCCCAGAGAACUUUGGAGAGGACUGGAGAGCUAAUGGGAUAAUGACAUCACAAGCAACAAUGAAAGGAAAAGACAUGGAAGGAAACAGCCUGUCAACACUGAAGGAUGAGGCUCCACAGACUCCAGUCUCCAUUAGUAAGACUGAGUAUAAGCUUUGCAAUGGGUCUGAUAAAGAGUGUGCGUCUCCCACAGCCAAAUUUACUAAGAAGGAGACAUUGAAGGUACAGAAGAAGAAUUACAGACAGGAGAAGAAAAGAGCCACCAAGCAACUCUUCAGCGCUCUAAAGGAUCCCAGUGUGGUGAUUAUGGCAGACUGGCUGAAGAUCCGUGGGACUCUGAAAAGCUGGACUAAGCUGUGGUGUGUUCUGAAACCAGGAGUGCUGCUGAUUUAUAAAACACCAAAGGUCGGUCAGUGGGUGGGCACCAUCCUGCUCCAUUCCUGCGAGCUGAUUGAGAGACCCUCCAAAAAGGAUGGCUUCUGUUUUAAACUCUUCCACCCCUUGGAUCAGUCCAUCUGGGCUGUGAAGGGUCCAAAGGGAGAGAAUGUUGGUUCCAUCACUCAGCCUCUUCCCAGCAGCUACUUGAUCUUCAGAGCAGCCUCGGAAUCAGAUGGGUGGGAUUUUCAAUCUACUGCACCUGGCCAACCUGGAAGCCCAUGGAUAGUAUUUGGCUUAGGAAACCUAGGCACAGGUGUGAAUCUGAGUGUGUUUCACACCAAGGGCCAGCAGAGCUCAGGCCGAUGUUGGUUGGAUGCUCUGGAACUUGCCCUGCGUUGCUCCAGUCUCUUCCGACUCAGCGCCUCCAAACAGGGGAAGGAUGGAGACCUGAACUGCUCUUCUGAUUCUUCACAUGCUGGGCUGUAUAACCUGUUGCACACGGCCACCAUCUCUGACCAGGAGCUCUUCCAUUUUAAUGAAUCAGCCCUGGAAAAUCACCACGUGGAAAAUGAUGCUUUUUCGGACAAGUCUGAGAGAGACAACAUAGAGGAGUCUGAGAAUGAAACUCAGGAGAACAGCCGGAAGACGAAUGAAAGCGAGAGUGACCAGUCUGAAAUCCACAGGGAUAUCUCCCGGGAAAGGAAAGGGACGACCUAUAUGGAACAGAUCUAUGAGGAAUUUGGGGAGACGGGCGAAUCCUCUCAAACAGAAACAGUCUCGGAAGAAAACAAGAGCUUGAUGUGGAUUCUGUUGAAACAGCUGCGGCCUGGCAUGGACUUGUCCCGAGUGGUUCUGCCCACCUUCAUCCUGGAGCCACGUUCUUUCCUCAACAAACUCUCUGAUUAUUACUACCAUGCUGACCUACUUUCCCAAGCUGCACUCGAAGAAGAUCCAUACAGUCGAAUCAAGCAAGUUUUGAGAUGGUAUUUGUCAGGCUUUUAUAAGAAGCCAAAGGGAAUAAAAAAGCCAUAUAACCCCAUUUUGGGAGAGACCUUUCGCUGCUGUUGGUUUCACCCACAAACAAACAGUCACACGUUUUACAUCGCGGAACAGGUAUCUCAUCACCCACCAGUGUCAGCCUUUCACGUCAGUAAUAGGAAGGAUGGUUUCUGCAUUUCUGGCAGCAUUCUAGCCAAGUCCAAGUUUUAUGGUAACUCACUUUCUGCGUUAUUGGAUGGGAAAGCCAAGCUUACAUUUCUAAACAGGGAUGAAGACUACAUCAUUACAAUGCCAUAUGCCCAUUGUAAAGGAAUUUUAUACGGUACCAUGACAAUGGAACUUGGAGGGAAAGUUACUAUUGAAUGUGAGAGAAGCAACCACAGGGCAGAGCUGGAGUUCAAACUAAAGCCCUUCUUUGGUGGCAGCACAAGCAUUAAUCAAAUCUCUGGGAAGAUUAAAUCAGGAGAAGAAGUGUUAGCAAGCCUUGAUGGACACUGGGAUGGGGAGGUGUAUAUAAAUGACCUGAAAAAUGGGAACACUGAAAUAUUCUGGAACCCAACCAGUGAAGUGCGGAGGCAGAGACUGAAACGCCACAUUGUGCUAUUUGAAGAGCAAACAGACUUUGAAUCAGAGAGACUCUGGCAGCACGUAACAAGUGCAAUAAACAAAGGAGAUCAACACAAGGCAACUCAGGAGAAAUUUGUAUUGGAAGAAGAGCAGAGGAAUGCUUCACGGGAGCGGAAGGAGAAUGGCAUGGAGUGGAAGCCGCUGCUCUUCCGACACAAUGCUGCUACCAAUGAAUGGCACUACAAAUACGAAGAUUUAAGGCCCUGGGACCCUUUAAAUGACAUUGCCCAGUUUGAGAAAGAUGGGAUACUACAAACCAUGGAGAGGCACCUAUCCACAAGGAUGUCGUCCCACAAAACCAUGUGUAUAAACAACCAAGUUAUACGACACAAGAGAUCUGCGAAAGACUGCAGGCGUCGUAAAACCAGUGACCAACCAUCCAACCAUAGCCAAAACACUGAGAGCAGCUGUUCAACACCAGAGUCUGUGCAGGAGCUGUCGGACGAUGAUGGUUUUGAAAGUCCAUGUACUCGGUGCGGAAAGGAAAUGAAUCACCUGAAGGAAAUCCACAUGACUGUCUUAUCCCUACAGAAAGCCCAGCAGGACAUACACAGAAACCUCACUGCUCUGAACAAAAAAUCUUUCUACAGGAAGGCCUCUUCCGAAAACCUCCUCCUGGACUCUCGCUGUUGGUUUCUCAUUUGCGUCUUUCUUACAUGUCAACUGUUCAUUAAUUAUGUCUUCAAAUAAAAGCACUACGUUUGGCAGCAAUAAAAGUUACUGGCUGCAGGAGGGGGACACUCAUGCAAGGAGCCCAUCGAGGCACCAAGCACUUUAAAACCAACGCAGCAGAGAUGGAAGAAAGAGACAGGCUAAAAGGGGACCCAGGGAACCAGCAGAGUUCAGUUCCUUCAGAUUGUCAUUUGCCUUUGUACGUGUACAUCUUCAAGGACCUCUUUACCUGUACGGGCCUUAAUGCUAAAGCCAAAUGUAGCUUUAAUUGUGCAAUUUGUUUUCUAUGUCAUUUUCUUGUCAUUUUCUGAUGCAAUCAAUAAUUACCAAGCAGUAUUGGUGCCCCAAUAAUGGCAAACAUCCACAUGGUUUUAGAAUGGUUCCAUUGGCUUGCUUUAUAGCUCUAAGGGUUGGGGGAGGUGGGAAGGGCUCUUAUUGCCAAUUUUCAAGAUGUCUAUUGGGUACAUUCAGUUAUGGGAUGGGAACAACAGACGACGGUCCAAAAAUCCAACCACUUGGUUAUCGGUCAGAGUUUCUCCUAGGAUCUUGCUGUUGACACACAUGCGCACACACACAGUUGGACCUGAAAAUGUGCAUCACACUCCAUUGCACAGAGAUUGUAAAUAUGCACGAUUGCCGUCUUCAGGAAAAGGGAAUCAUUCAGUAAAGCUCCUCAUUCUGUUACAGAGCCGAUAAUGUCCUGAACUAGACCCACUGAGUCAAAUGUCAGACAUGCUUGUUUAUAAAUCUUGGUCACUUUUUUUUUUGCGCUAUAUGGCUGUUUUUAUAUUAUAACAACACAAAAAUUGUAUAGAAGUCCUCUAAAAUUUCCCAUUGCCCCCUUGGAGAGGGAGCAAAUAUGUGUUUGAUCGUAGGCACAUCUAUUAUUAAAGGUCAGGAAGGGUAAGGGUUUUGCCACUGCGUUGUUAACUCUGUUAAUAGUCUUCCUAUUUUACACCAUUUUUUAAAAGAUUUGCAAUAUUCUCUGUAGAUUGCAGUCAGUACUAAGCCUUUCUUUUCUGGCCUGAAGUAGUUCCAAUUGGUAAGUACUGCUAUAUAUACAGCCUUAAAAUACUUAGUGGUGGUGCCAGACUGGCAAACUUUAAAUGUAAAUGUUUCCAAAUUUUUAACUACAUUCCUUGUCAUGUUCCCCAGUUAGGGGAAACCUGUUCGUGCUUGAUAUGUUGAAAUAAAAUUACACAACUUU
Molecule: messenger RNA, 4693 nt
Organism: Mauremys mutica (yellowpond turtle)
Lineage: Eukaryota; Metazoa; Chordata; Testudines; Geoemydidae
Gene: OSBPL5
Product: oxysterol binding protein like 5
Exons: 25
Coding region: 682-3504 (940 amino acids)
Biological process (GO): phospholipid transport
Cellular component (GO): cytosol; membrane; intracellular membrane-bounded organelle
Molecular function (GO): sterol binding
Source: RefSeq, a predicted model, not a curated record